UCUUAUAUGACUAACAAUUAACUCUACACAUCAAAGUAUAAUUCAUUCCUAAUGUAAUCUAUAUCUCAAUUAUCGAGAAGAUCUUAUGAAACUGGUCCUAAUGUCUACAUCCGGCUAUCGAGAGAAGAUCUUAUAAACAAUUGAAGGCAAAAGGAUUUUGGUUUAGGUCACCAGUCACUUUAAUGAUGACCAAAAUUUCUGAACUCAUUGGCGUAGCCGAUACUGUAAGAACUACCAAACCAAGAUUUCUUGCACGUAAACAUUCUCAGUCCAAGCCAACUUGGCAAAAUCAAUGCCAAAUUAAGCAUGGGGAAGCCCCCAUAAAAGAACCCUCCAUACCAGCUCAAAAAAUGAAAAAAUAAAAUAAAAUAUAAUAUCAAACACUUUCUCAUCUUUCCCUUUUCCAUCUUUACCUCCUGUUCUCCUUGACUCUUAUCAUUGCAUAGUGUGGAAGACCUCCCCACUUUCAGCACUCAUGAAGCAUACUACUCUUGCAAAGCUAAACAACACUCAAACUAUUAUGUUCUGCUUCUGAAUUUCCAGUUGGCCUUGGCCCAAAACUUUUUAGACUCUUUCUUCUUUUCUCUUUUUCUUUCUUUUUUUCCAAUUUCCUUUAUUCCGCUACCUCUUCACAGAAAUAUCAACUACCAAGAAGAGCCAAUCUGUAUUCCCACACUCUCCUCAAUCCCAACACGCAUUUUAACACAAGAAAGAACACACUGCUGACACGCGAGAAAAUAGAAGGUUUGUCAGCAAUUAAGAUGUUGGAUCCUGCAAAUGAGCUGCUGCCUCCUCCAUCAUCUCCCACCAUUUCUUCCGUUUCUUCUUCCGAUCUUGACACCGAGUCUACAGGUUCAUUUUUCCAUGACCGGAGUACGACAUUAGGGACGUUGAUGGGCGUCACUUUUCCAGCUAUUACAUUCAGAGCUCCUUCCCGGUCCCACUCUCAGCACCGGCAACUUCAGACGGCGACGACAAACGGCCCCGUUAACGUCUGCCGGAGAAACAAGAAGGCGAAGAAGAACAGGGCGGUUGCAAUGGCGGCCGAGGAGGAUGAGAGGCGGCGGUGGAGAAGACGAAGGUGGUGGAGGUUUUGCAGGGAUGAGUGUGAUUGUCAGCCAUCUUCGUUAGGGGAGUAUUUGGAGGUGGAAAGGAGGUUCGGGGACGGCGCAUUUUUUGGUGGUGCUGCGACGGAGCUUGAAGGAGUUGGAGGAAUCCAUAUGCAGCCCACAGACGGGAGGGUUUUGUUUGCUAAUGGGAGGGUUCUGCCACCUGCCCAGGUGGAUGAAGCGGAGUCGGCCGCCGGAGGCUUAUGUAGAUUCUCGGUGGUGUCUCUCGGUGGCAUCUGCAGUGGUGGUGGCGGAGGUGUUGGAUAGAAUACCUUUUCUCUAAUUGCCUUUUCCUUUGUUCAUUUUCUCAUUUCUGGUGCUAACUUUUUAAUUAUUCACUUUAUGGUAAAUUUUAUAGCAAUAAGCUGUAGAAUAUUGGAUAAGCACCUCGUGGAAUCAAUAAUUGUAUUGUUGUGGAUAAAAGCUUGAUUCCCUA
This is a messenger RNA of Coffea eugenioides, 1545 nucleotides long. RefSeq lists its product as uncharacterized. NCBI's taxonomy places the organism in Eukaryota, Viridiplantae, Streptophyta, Magnoliopsida, Gentianales, Rubiaceae. The record is from RefSeq and is a predicted model, not a curated record. The transcript is spliced from 2 exons. The coding region runs from base 762 to 1376 and encodes 204 amino acids.